Molecule: messenger RNA, 1791 nt
Organism: Penicillium expansum
Lineage: Eukaryota; Fungi; Ascomycota; Eurotiomycetes; Eurotiales; Aspergillaceae
Exons: 2
Coding region: 1-1791 (596 amino acids)
Cellular component (GO): nucleus
Source: RefSeq, a predicted model, not a curated record
AUGCCCAUAAAGCCGCAAAGCCAAUCGCAACGGCAAGCAAAUGGCUCAAGUGGAUCAUUUGAUAUAUUCCCAGACAGCGAUUCGGCAUCAGAAAGUGAAUGUCAACAGCACAGGUCUGCUGGAAAGCAACGAAAGCAAAGAACACUAGGACUCGCACGUGUGAACUCGUUACUCCUACCCGCAAAGCGGAGACCACGUCCAGCCAUCCGAAGGGAGACCGAAGAUUAUGAUAAGGAGAAUGAUGUGCCAGAAUAUGCCACAGACGGAUACCGAACUCCUGAUUUAACACCAACAAGGCCGAACGCCUCACAGCCUCCAACAAGAAGUAGGAUGGAUCAUAUUGCCGUGACACAGCCAGUGAUUGACCACCAAGAAGAAGAAGAGGAAUCAGAAAUCAGGUUUGAAGAAGAAGAUAGCUCUGACUCACUAGAUGGGUUCAUUGUCAGCGACAAUGAGGAGCUUAGCUCUUUUGAGACAUCAGAUUCUGAGACACUUGACACAGAAGAUGAACCUAGCCCGGCUCCGUCACCGGUUAGGUCGCCAAGAAAAAGACUUGUGCGUGGAAGAAGGCCAAUACCAGAGGCGGAAUCAAACACUACUGCAGAUGAGGAGCGAUCAAUGGAAGUGACGAAAUUGGCGACAGAGCUGAACCGACCAAUUGAGAAAUCAAAAAUGGCGGUCAUCCCAGCACCUGAAGACUGCAUACCAAGUCCUCCGACCAGUUUAAAAUCCACAUCCCCUGUUCGAAAGGUGGAGAUACCCAAGCUACAGGUUGAUUCAAGCUAUCCUCUUCACUUCGGCCUCCACAACACCAACGACCUCAUCCAACACCUUGAGGAUCUUGAACUGGACAGCGACAAUGAGUCUACAUUCCAAAGAAACCCAGAGCAGUUCAACUCAGAACCAGAGAAUGAACUACCAUCAAAACUAUACCCAAGCCACAAACACCUACCACCAGUGACACCGUCGCGUGAAAACUCUCACUUUUCUCUCAAUCGCUCUAUCACAUCAGUUGAUAGCUCGCCCGGAAUGGCUAUUCCCACCACCCUAAAGGCCAAAAAAAAGGCAGAGGCGGCGCGGAAACGCGAGAUUCGAGCUCAACUGGCUGAAUUCAACCAAAGAAAGAUCGGCUUUGCCGAAGAGUUCCUCCGGCAUCUUGACAAUGCCUUUGAUAGCCAGAUUUCUCGCAUGACUGAGGAAACCGGCGGCAUCAAGAUCAUCUGGACGAAGAAUUUCAGAAACACUGCCGGCCGAGCAACCGUACGUUCGGAAAGGGUUCUUAGAGGAGAAGCCGGCGUAGAAGAACCUGGGAAACGGCGUUACUAUGCCACCAUUGAGCUCUCCGAGAAAGUCCUUGACAGCGAAGACAAGAUCCUCUGCACUAUGACACAUGAGUUCUGCCACCUCCUCGACAUGAUGGUCACUGAAAACAGGGCCAAGGGUACGGCCCAGCACGGUGCCAGCUUCAAGCAAUGGGGCGACCGAUGCGUCCGCGCACUGGAAGGCCACCCUAUCUACGGAGGCCGGGUUGAGGUCACGACCAAACAUACCUAUGAGAUCAACCAUAAGUACAUCUGGGCCUGCAAGGUCCAGAACUGUGAUUUCAAGGUCGGGCGACACUCGAAGAGCGUUGACCCAAAGCGUCAGUUCUGCGGCCUGUGUAGGGGCGUCCUUGAGCAGAUCAAGCCGGUGCCGAGGGUUAUGGUACCGAGAGCUGUGGGGCCGAGGAGGCCUGCUGUCAAGGAGAUGGUUGUAGGUGAGGAGAAGGAGAUUGUGGUCAUUGAUCCUUGA